AAUGUGAUAAAAUGCCCUUUGGUUACACUACUUUUAAUUGUGUAUUUACAGGAUGAAUUGCAGUUAUGUCGUUUGCAAUAUGAGCAGUUAGAAAAUAAGUUAAAAGAACUGACGACUCAGUUGCAGAGGCGGUCCUUUAUUGGAGAGAAUCAUAAUCCUGGUUUUAUCCAUCUUCAUCAAAAUAAUAAUAAAUUAAAAGAUAAUCAGUACAAUGAUCUUCAGUCUCAUCAAGCAUUAGAACAAAUAAAAAAUCAUAAAAAUGUAGAUAAAUCUAAAAAUCAACAGACAAACCAAGUCAUUAAAAAUGAUGAGAGGAAAGAAAAGGAUGAAGAAAUUGAUAAAGACAUGAGCAAGAAAGAUGAACAAGGAGUACAACCGAAGCUAUUACAAAGGCCGAAUAUAGUUCCCAGUGUCAAAACUGAAGGCCAGUCACAAUCUUUGAAUGUUCUACCUUCUCCAAAAGAACAUGGCGAUAAAAAUAUUGAUAAUCUCGAACAUGAAAAUGUUGACACGAGGAAAAAAGCUAUUAAUUUAGAUCUAAAGGACAAUGUUUUACGUCCUCCAAAUAUUGUAAAACCAAUAGACACUCAUCAGAAUGAAGAACAUUUACCCCAAGUUCAACCACCGCAUAGUUUUGAUAAAGCCGAAAUGAAUCAUGACAUCAAUAAAUGGGACAAGGAUCCAAAGAAUAUAGCUGAGUUUGAUCAGUAUCAUAUGCAAAAUCCUGCAAAUAACAAUGGAAUACCCCACCCGCUGAACGUAAAAGAUGCAGAUGUUCAGAACGAGAAGCAAGCCGGUCCCGAUGAUAUGCAAGAUCAUGGCGUUUUGAUUAAGCCACCGCUGGAUAAUAAUCAAGAAAGAAAAAUAGGUCAAGAUGUAGAGGGUUUAAAGAGAGGCCCUCAAAUGAUAGAUGAGAAAAAUGGAAAGCAUAGACAACAAGAAGAAGAUGGAGACUACGCAGAAGAUGGUGAUGAUGAUAAUGCUGACGAUCAAGAGGGAGAACCGAAUAACGGUGACGAUCAGUUAAUGGCCGAUGAGCAGGCCCAUCAUCCUAAUGCCUUUAAGGAUGCCGAUUUUGACGAUCAGGAAAAUGCCGACGUCGAAGAUAAAAAUGUUGUAAAUCAAGAUAAAGAAGAGGGUGUUAUGGUAGCUCCAAAAUAAAUAAAUAAAAAAAAACAGUUUUUAAAACGAUGAAAUUCCUAAACACAUUUAAUAAGCACUGUGAAAUUAAAUUAGAAGACAAUUUUCGGACUAUGUAAAUGGGUCUUCUUCAUUCUCUACAUUUGUCGGGAUAUGUAAAUUUUUUCCACUUGCGAAUAUUUGCAAAAUGUUGUUUGCCAACGGUUAAAGAAUGGACUUUCGGCAGUGCCGUCUGGUUCCUUCCGUAAGUGAGUACGAGAGGCAUUUGUUAAAAACCAGCUAUAUUCUGCCAGGUAAUCGUAAAAUUUAGAAUAAAAGCAGAAAUUCUUUUGUUUUUUCUAUCUUCUAUAUUUAAUUUAAAGUCAUAUAAAAAAUUUAUCACGUUUAAUUUCAUUGGGAAGAGAACACUGCAAAAAUAUUUUCCGAUCGUUAUCGAGUACUUACCAUUCAUAUUGCAGAAUUUGUUGAAAAGUAAGAAAGAUAAAGUUGAACUUUUGUUUAGCAAAAUUUCUCCAGAGAAUUUGAAUAUGUUUGAGAUUUAAAAGUUUUUUUAUUCUCUCUAUUUUGAAUGAAAUUGUAGAUAAUGAAUAAUUUCCAGUUUGUAAAAUUAAGAGUGAUUUUUUUCUGGAAUUUUUUUUUUCAAGCAAAAAUUAAUUAUACAUUUGCCAAACAGUAAUUAUUCUUCUAAAAAAUAGCAUUUAAAAUAAUUUCAAUCUGGAAGUUAUAUCGACUUUUGGUACAGAUAAAAAAAAGCAAAUUUUUGCUCAAAUGAUCAAAAACUAAUGUGAACUGGAAGAGAAAGUAUAGUUUUAUUUUUACACAAAUUAUGCAGAUUAUUGUGCUGCACAGUCUGUUUACUUGCAUAAUUUUUUUAGAAGUUAUUCUAUUAUUCAAGAGCUAUAGAUUUAGAACAUUACAACAAGAAUAAGAUAAAUAUUGUAGUUACAAUUGGUAUGAUUUCUAACUAUAAAUCUGUGUCAGCAAAUUAAUUUUUUCUGCUUAAUACAAAAUUAGGAAUUAUUUCACACGAAAUUACAUUGUAACGAAGCUGCAGAUCUGGAAAGGUAUUGUAUUUUUGCUUGACAUAUCCUAUACAGUCUAUAAAGGUAAUAUCUCACAGUUCAAUGAACAUAUUUGCAUGUUUUACAGUAGCAUUAUCACAUACAUUGCUUGAUAUAGAAGCAAAUUAAUUGCAAAAUGAAGUAUUUAUUAAUGCUUAGGGUUAUUUUAUGAUCUUUGCAGCAAGUAAUUUCAAAAUAAUGUGUUACAUUUUUUAGUCAACAAUUCUAUAACAAUGUUAUGAAUGCAAUUUCUAACGAAAGUUAUUUUUGUAAUAAGCUGAUGACAAAAAACAAUUUUCUAAUUGAAAAAAAGCAGUCUAAUGAUAGAAGAUUUGAAAAUUAGAAGAUUAAUUUCACAUCUGUACCAUUAAUAUAACAUACUUACUACAUUCUAAAUUUGCAAGCUAUAAAAUGAUAAUAUCUUCCGAAAGGUUCUCGAACUAAAAUUACGUGAGGAGCCACUCAAUUAAAUUACUUUAUGACUCGCUCUCAGCUUGAUUUAAUA
Messenger RNA from Centruroides sculpturatus (bark scorpion), 2706 nucleotides. RefSeq names its product homeobox protein 12-like. The coding region runs from base 346 to 1161 and encodes 271 amino acids. NCBI's taxonomy places the organism in Eukaryota, Metazoa, Arthropoda, Arachnida, Scorpiones, Buthidae. The transcript has 5 exons. The record is from RefSeq and is a predicted model, not a curated record.